AUGGCGAACCAGCUCAUAAGUCAAAUGGGUCUUCCCAAAUCAAUUGCCUACGUUUUUGCUGCUCGUAAUAUCAUCACCGCCAAGGAUGCGUUAUCAUUAACUGAAUUUGAGAUGAUGGAGUUGUUAGAUGUGGGAUUGGCUGAAGUAACAUUGGCACUGGCUCAUAUUAGUGAAGUUUCAUGUCCGCCCUAUCAAACCGCUUUGUCAUUGCUGGAGCAUCGCAUCCAAAAUGAGUACUUGGCUGGCCAUCUUCCCACACGAUUAAAAGGACUUGAUGCAGCCCUUUGUGGUGGAAUACCAUUUGGUGUUGUAACAGAGUUGGUUGGUCCUGCAGGGAUUGGCAAAACUCAGUUUUGCCUGAAGCUUGCAUUACUAGCUUCCUUGCCUUCUACCUAUGGAGGCUUAGAUGGUCGGGUGAUAUAUAUUGAUGUGGAAUCCAAAUUUAGUUCAAAAAGAAUGAUAGAAAUGGGGUUUAAUAGUUUCCCAGAAAUAUUUCAAACUGAAGGAAUGGCAAAAGAGAUGGCAGGUAGGAUUCUAGUUCUGCAGCCAGCAUCAUUAACUGAAUUCACUGAAAGCUUGCAGCAGCUCAAGGUUUCUCUCCUCCAACAUCAUGUAAAGCUUCUCAUAAUCGAUAGCAUGACAGCUCUUAUUUCCGGUGAGAAUGGGCAGGGACCUCCUAGACAGCAUGCUUUGGGUUGGCACAUCUCAUUUAUCAAAUCACUUGCAGAAUUUUCUCGAAUUCCUGUAGUGGUGACUAACCAAGUACGAUCUCAAGGCCGUGAUGAAGCUUCCAGAUAUUUAUUCCAAGUUCAGGACAGAACAGAAUUUCCAGAAGAUCUGAUGAGCUUUGAUUCCCAUCUUGUUGCUGCUCUGGGGAUUCAUUGGGCUCAUGCUGUUUCGAUUCGUCUUGUGCUUGAAUCUAGAUCAGGACAGAGGUUUAUAAAGCUAGCAAAAUCUUCAAUAUCUCCACCUAUGGCAUUCCUUUUCAACAUAACUGCAUCUGGGAUUUUCUUGAUUGAUGAUGACGGAGUGGAAAUGAUGGGGCCGGAAAUAAAUGCAAUUCACUGUCAAGGUCAUAGCGGCAUAGUUAAUUUUGAUACCGAGAUGACACGGUAA
Fraxinus pennsylvanica is the source of this 1116-nucleotide messenger RNA. The record is from the annotation of a GenBank genome assembly. Lineage: Eukaryota; Viridiplantae; Streptophyta; Magnoliopsida; Lamiales; Oleaceae.